UUGAAUUAUUUUGUCGCCAGCGUCGUGUGCGGUUCGUUGUUGUCAUCAGUGUUGUAUUUUAUGCUUUCAUGGUGCUCGUCCUGUGCCAUGUUUCGUUGUUUGGUCUUGCUCAGGGUUUAUUUUUUGUUUCCCGGCAACCACGCCUUGCCACUUAGUUGGUGUGGAUCUGUCAGCCAGCCAGCGUGGGAAGUUGUCGAAAAAAAACAAAACUCUGCGUCGCCUGUUUCGCCGGAAUGCUUGAGAUGCCGCGAGAUGUGCAGAGCGGCGCAGCUAGAGGCCGUCGCGUCGAUGUAGGACGCACGGUUAACGGUAACAACGGACAUGCAAGGGGCAGUCGGAUGCACCUUCCGUUUAGUAUACAACGGGAAGAUGCUGGAUUGCUGAGUUUAAGCGCUUGAGGGCAAGUCGGAUGCACCUUGCGUGUAGUAUAUAGAGGGGAACGAUGCUGGAUUGCUGGGUCUGAGCUCUGGAAUCGGAGUUUUGCGUGCAUUCAUAUUUUGCUCCCAGGGUGAUGGCACGACUAGGAGACACCUGAUUUUCUUCUGUUGACACUUACUUGCAUAUACAUCUCC
This is a messenger RNA of Ectocarpus siliculosus, 572 nucleotides long. NCBI's taxonomy places the organism in Eukaryota, Phaeophyceae, Ectocarpales, Ectocarpaceae. The record is from the annotation of a GenBank genome assembly.